AUUCAGUGGCUGCCCAGAGGCAAGCUGGAGAGGACGUGCACCAUAAAUAAGUUAAAGCUUAAUUUUCCUUUCAAGCUACAUCUGGUAAUGCCAGAGUUGAUUCUGACCUCAACAGUCUUUCAUGUGGAAUGAGUCAACUGACUAAAAGAAAAUGGAUGAAACCUGUGUAAACGUAAAAUGUCCUGAAGAAAAUGAAGAACAGUGCGCAGAUGAAGAUAAGAUAGACCAAGAUAAGGUGGAGGAAAAGCUAAUCGGCUCUAAUGUGCGUUCAUGCAAACCAUGGCAAGAGUCCCGCUCACGAAUCAGAGAGUGUGCGCUGUAUGUGAAGAAGGUCCUGGUGUCUUUUGCUAGCAUGGAGUGGUACUGUUAUGCCCUGUUAGGGAUCAUCACCGCUCUAAUGAGCUUCUUCAUGGAUAUGACAGUAGCCAAGCUGUUGAAUGCUCACCAAUGGCUAUACGGCUGUCUGAAGGGUCACCACCUGCUGCAGUUCCUCUGCUGGACGCUUUACCCAGCUUGUCUUUGUGCUCUGUCCACCAGCUUUGCCCACAGCAUCUGCCCAUUCUCCGCAGGCUCUGGUGUUCCUGAGGCGAGGGCUAUUCUCUUAGGCAUGGACAUGCCAGAUUACCUGUCCCUCUCCAAUCUCUUCGCUAAACAGUUUGGCCUGAUAUGCACACUAGCUUCGGGCAGCACAGUGUUUCUCGGCAAAGUGGGUCCAUUUGUCCAUUUAUCUGUCAUGGUGGGUGCGUUCAUGAGUCGCCUGCAUGUUUCCUGCCGUGGUGGAAAACAGAGAGCGGCUAAAGGGGAAAUGUUGGUUGUGGCGUCAGCGGUGGGCGUCGCGAGCUGUUUUGGAGCUCCGGUCAGCGGUGUUCUGUUCAGUAUAGAAGUGAUGGGGACUCAUUAUUCAGUCAGAGAUUAUUGUCCCUGCUUCUUUGCAGCGGCCUGCGGCGCAGUCACCUUCAGACUGCUUUCUGUCUGCAACAGAGAUCAAGAAACCAUCCAGGCCCUGUUUAAAACCAGCUUUUCUUCUGAUCUUCCCUACCAGCCCUUUGAAAUAUUUAUUUUCGCUCUUCUUGGGCUGUUCUGCAGUAUGCUCAGCUGCAUUUAUUUAUUCUGUCAUCGCUGGGCUCUGCGUUUUGUCAAAACAAACAAACCCAUCAGCAGACUUCUGGCAACAGAAAAGUCUCUUUACUCAGCCAUAGUGGCAUUUCUCCUCGCCUGCUUUACGUUUUAUCACUCGGCGGGACAUUUCAUAGCUGCUGAGCUCACAAUGAAGCAGCUGCUUACUUCACUGUUAGACGGCACUUCCUGGUACACUGUUUCCCAGAAUGCAUCUGCCCUGCCUGAACCUCAGAAAACAUUCUGGCAGGCUUGGAACCCACCUGGCAAGAGCUACUUCCAAACACUAGGAUUUUUCAUUACUGCAAAGGUUGGGCUGUUGGUUGUGGCUUGUACCUUGCCUUUACCUGCGGGCUAUUUCAUGCCAGUAUUUGUUUACGGUGCUGCAGUGGGCCGUUUGGUAGGCGAGGCCUCAGCCUAUUUGCUCUCAGAUGGAAUCUCAUCAACAAAGAGUUUGAUAAACCCGGGCGGCUAUGCGCUAGCAGGAGCAGCUGCGUUCUCUGGGGCUGUGACACACACGCUCUCUCCUGCUCUGCUGGCUCUGGAAAUGACCGGUCAGUGCUCUCACGCCGUCCCCGCUCUGGUUGCCACGCUGGUAUCCAACGCGGUGGCUCGUGCGAAGCACCGUCCAUCUUUCUACGACGGCAUAUCCCUUAUUAAACAGCUCCCGCACUUGCCAUCUCUCAUCCGGGCUUGUCCAAAGUUGGCCAGUGUUCAGAUCAAGCAGUUUGUGAUCCAAGCAGGAGUUGUUCUGGAGAGGACAGAGACACUGGCGAGUCUGAAGCACAUGCUAAACGACAGCGCAGACAAUGUAUUUCCUGUGGUGGAUUCUCAUGACUCCUCUAUUUUCCUGGGUACAAUCAACAAAUCACAGCUGCAGGAGUGUCUGCGUCAGCAUAGAAAUGAGGGUUUAUGUAAACAGUUAGAGGAAGUAUGCGCUAUUCAACCUGUUCGGCUACAUCUGACUCCUGAAAGCACUGUAAAGCAGGCUCAUUGCAUCAUGAGUGUCACGGGUGAGCAGCGUCUGUUUAUAACGGAGAGUGGGCGGCUGUGUGGCGUCAUCACAUGGAAAGAGAUGAAGAAAAUAAUCGAAGAGAUGGCGAAGGAAGUCUGAUGCACGGACCGUUAGCUCUGGCAUCAGAACCACACAGCUAGCCAUUUUGAUAAUCAGUUCAUCUGCUGGUGAUUUUGCUCAGAUCAUUAUGUGGAUAAUUAUUUAUAGUGAAAUAAUAAAUAAAUGAUUUGAACUGAA
Puntigrus tetrazona (Sumatra barb) is the source of this 2368-nucleotide messenger RNA. It is a transcript of the gene clcnk, whose product is annotated as chloride channel K. The coding region runs from base 152 to 2230 and encodes 692 amino acids. The record is from RefSeq and is a predicted model, not a curated record. Gene Ontology annotation, biological process: transmembrane transport; chloride transport. Gene Ontology annotation, cellular component: membrane. Gene Ontology annotation, molecular function: voltage-gated chloride channel activity. The transcript is spliced from 20 exons. NCBI's taxonomy places the organism in Eukaryota, Metazoa, Chordata, Actinopteri, Cypriniformes, Cyprinidae.